This is a messenger RNA of Aphidius gifuensis, 944 nucleotides long. Its product is annotated as solute carrier family 66 member 3. The record is from RefSeq and is a predicted model, not a curated record. Bases 168 to 785 code for a protein of 205 amino acids. The transcript has 4 exons. Lineage: Eukaryota; Metazoa; Arthropoda; Insecta; Hymenoptera; Braconidae.
GGCUCUUUCACUGCUCGAGCAUCUGGCAUUCUGGCAACUCUGUCGAGAAUAGCUAUCCUGGUAACUAUGGACUACAAAACCGGGCCCUUAAUGCUGAGUUAACUGCAGUUAACUGUAAUAGUGGACGAAAAAACCGUAUCUAUAAUAUAUUCGACAAACUGGACGCAAUGUAUCAAAAUAUAUCAAACUUACUUAGUAUAGUAACGAUUGGUGCCUGUUUCGUACAAAAAAUACCUCAAAUUUUGAUAUUGAAAAAAAAAAAAAAAACUAAUGGAAUAUCCCUAACAAGUCUUUUACUGGAUCUAUUCAGCUACACCGUGAUGACAAGCUAUAAUUAUAUUAACCAAUAUUCAUUAUUAUCAUAUAUGGAAUAUCCCGUCAUUUUGUUCGAACAGAUGAUCUUUUUAUAUUUCGUUUUAAAGUGUGAUGACCGAAUUGAUGCUUUUGCGGUUGUUGCUGCUUUCUGCUACCUUCUAUUCACUGUCUGCCUCAUAACGGAAAGAAUACCAGCAAUUGUUUUGACAUUUUUGAUCCCCAUGUGUACACCCAUUUCUGCAUCCAGUAAAAUAGUUCAACUAAUCGCGAUAAUUCAGACGAAAAAUGGAACAUCAAUUUCCCUUUUGACGUGGCUUCUUUCUGCAUUCACAAACAUUACGAGAAUUUUCACAAUUUGGAUAGACUCAUCUGACAUUCUUCUUCUUGCAAAUUAUACAGUUUCUGCUGUAUUGAGUUCAACUAUAAUGUUUUUUGCUCAGUAUUAUAAAAGACAAACCAAAGUUGAUUAAUUAUAAGACAUUCAUUAUAAUCGAUUGUAUAAUUACACGACAGUCUUUAGAGAUAACUGAUAGUUUGAAAGCUAUGCCCAGAUGGAAAUAGGUUAACAAUUUUCAAUAAAAUUUGUUGCUUUGAUGAUGUAUUUUUUCUUGAAAAAAAAUGAAAAUUCA